Messenger RNA from Dioscorea cayenensis subsp. rotundata (Guinea yam), 1349 nucleotides. Its product is annotated as NAC domain-containing protein 43-like. Gene Ontology annotation, molecular function: DNA binding. Gene Ontology annotation, biological process: regulation of DNA-templated transcription. The record is from RefSeq and is a predicted model, not a curated record. Bases 164 to 1183 code for a protein of 339 amino acids. Lineage: Eukaryota; Viridiplantae; Streptophyta; Magnoliopsida; Dioscoreales; Dioscoreaceae. The transcript has 3 exons.
AUUUCUUUCUUCUAACCUUUCUGCCAUCCACCACCCUCUCCCUAUAUAUUUACACCAAACUCUCCUUCCUCUUCUUCCUCCCAACACCAUCCAUAUAUCUUCACAUCUUCAUUAAUUAAUUAUCGAUCUCUUCUUCAUAUAUAUAUAUAUAUUCUCCGUCGACAUGAGCAUCACUGUCAAUGGCCACUCUCGUGUCCCUCCCGGCUUUCGCUUCCACCCUACCGAAGAAGAACUCCUCAACUACUAUCUCCGCAAGAAGCUCGCUUCCGAGAAGAUUGACUUGGAUGUCAUCCAUGAUAUUGAUCUCAAUAAACUCGAGCCUUGGGACAUUCAAGAGAAGUGUAAGAUAGGUUCAACAACGCCACAGAAUGAUUGGUACUUCUUUAGUCACAAGGAUAAAAAGUACCCCACUGGGACUAGGACUAACCGAGCAACGGCCGCUGGGUUUUGGAAGGCAACCGGGCGUGACAAGGUGAUAUACACCAGCUUCAAACGUAUUGGCAUGCGCAAGACUCUAGUCUUCUACAAAGGCCGGGCACCACAUGGUCUUAAGUCUGACUGGAUUAUGCAUGAAUAUAGACUUGAUGAUCAACCUGAUACUAAUUCUCCUAAUGUGUCAUGCAUGACGGGAGAUCAAAACAUAGGAGGAGGAGGACAAGAAGAUGGAUGGGUAGUUUGCAGAGUGUUCAAAAAGAAGAACCAUCACAAAGUGGUUGAGAACCAAAACAUUAAUGAGUCAAAGACUACCCAAAUACUACACUCCAACAAUGAUGGAGCGUUGGAUCAAAUCCUCCAUUACAUGGGAAGGUCUUGCAAACAAGAAAACAACCCUUUGGACAACAUCAACAACUCUAAUAGCUUGAGGUAUCUCCUUCCACUUGACAAGUUCAUGAAGCUUCCUCCUCUUGAAAGCCCCACAUCCGUCCCAUCAUCAUCUCACUCUGAUGAUUACCCACCUCCUCCGGAUGGUAUUCAAGCAGUUGUUAGCAUGUGUUCUGGGUAUAACACUGAGCCGGCUGGUGUCGAUAAUUGGGCAACACUUGACCGUCUUUUCGCUUCUCAUCUUUCCGGCUUCGAUGAUACUAUUUAUCAUGAUUACCAAUCCGCCGGUGAGAAUGAUCUUUGGAGUUUCACAAGACCAGAGUCCGGUCAUUUAGGAGACAAGAACAAUGAAUCCAUGUGAAACAAUAAUAUUAGUUGUGCUGAUCAUCAUCAUCAUCAUCAUCAUCAUUAUUAUUAUUGAGUAUUAUGAGACUUUGUACGUAGGUUGUAGUAGUAGAAUUAAGUAGCUAGAUUUUGUUGAUGUUGGUGUUAUAAUAAAUAAGAAGGGAAUUAAUGAAUAUAAAUGA